AUGCAGCCGAUACUUCCGCCAAAGCCACAUCAAGAUCAGCAAGAGCAGCCCACAUUGGAGAGUCAACUGAAUAGACUUAAGAUCGACGAUAACCUUUCUGAUAGAACAGAUCUACCGUUCAAAAUCAUACCCUCAGAUUUUACGACUCAAUUAUUCACCCAAAAAGAUGGCAAUUCAUUAAAUGUUCCACUUCCAUCCUAUUUCGAAUACAUUACCAACGCUAAAAUAAAAGAGUUGAUAUACAACGAAGAGCUCUUAUCGGGCUAUCUCCUCACUCUCUAUAAAGAAGAGUUUAUAGGCCUGAAAAGAGAACUAAAUGCAGUAAUUGAAGGUCAACAGAAAGCUGCCCUUGAGCUAAAGAAUAAGUACAUUGACUGCGAUGAUGGACUUUUGGACAAAGCUUUAGCUCUUGAUACGCAUUUAAAGGAAUAUGACUCUAAGCUUAAAACCUUUGACCAUCUUCAAAUCGAAAUGUACGAGACACUUAAUGGGCUUUCGAGCAAAAGCAUUGCGAAACACUUCAGCGAUAAGGCAGCAACUAAUGAAGCAAAUUGUAGCGAGCUGUUAGACAAUGCUUCUUCAACUGAAGUUGAGCUAAGCUCUAAGCAAUUGGAACAACUGCUUCAAAGCUAUACCACACAGAGAUACGAGUGGCACAAAAACAAAGAAUGUGUCUCAAAACUCGAACAUCACAAGGUAGUUGGCUUGGAAUAG
Pichia membranifaciens NRRL Y-2026 is the source of this 714-nucleotide messenger RNA. RefSeq lists its product as hypothetical. The transcript has a single exon. The record is from RefSeq and is a predicted model, not a curated record. Bases 1 to 714 code for a protein of 237 amino acids. NCBI's taxonomy places the organism in Eukaryota, Fungi, Ascomycota, Pichiomycetes, Pichiales, Pichiaceae.